CUGAGUGAUCGUGCGGUAUGACUUGGUGACAUUCCGGAGGCAAUUUCGCUGAUGACACUUCGUCAAAAUGUGGUGAUUGUGACGGUAAAAAUCACUGAAAAUCAACUACACAUCCACACACGCGCGAUUGAUCACCCAGAAAAUCUCACAGUGACGCAUAAUGUUCUAAUUGAGAAUUUUUGCAAACCAAAUAACAAUAAUAACUCAAAAUCUGUGAUAUCUUGUGUGACCCAGACAGAGUCUCAAUAAUUGCCCAAAAAGACGUCAAGAAUUCGUCGAAGCUGGUCACGAAAAGCCGCCCCUCGAAGGAAAACACGGUGCGGGGAAAUUAACCCGCUCAAAGAAAAUCAUCAUUUUCACCGACGGGAACAAGUUGGGACCCGCAGCAGCGGGACGAGGAAUGUUCUGCUACCACUGUCCACCUGCAUUGCAUCCCACAGGACCGCAUCCGCCUCGACUACCAACCCUGGAGUACCCGUUCGCGCCGACACAUCCUUACACAAGUUACUCCUAUCAUCCUGCAAUUCACGAUGAAACCUUCGUCCGACGGAAGCAGAGACGCAACCGAACGACUUUCACAUUGCAGCAAUUGGAAGAAUUGGAGACGGCGUUCGCCCAAACUCACUAUCCCGAUGUCUUUACACGUGAGGAUUUGGCUAUGAAAAUCAACUUAACUGAAGCAAGAGUUCAGGUUUGGUUUCAGAAUCGCCGCGCAAAGUGGCGAAAGGCGGAACGCUUGAAAGAGGAGCAGCGAAAGCGCGAAAGCAGCGGCGAUGCGCCCAUUUUGCCAGACAAGAUCGAGAACAGCCGCGACUCCUCGCCAGACAUCACGGGCGAUCCGGAUGAGGACAGGAGAAGCUCCAGCGUGCCACCGCUGAGUCCCAGAGUCGACUCGGAGUCCGAGAGGCCGCUCUCGUCAUCGCAUCUCACGCAAUCAGUCUCUCAGUCCGGAUCCGGAGGCAGUGCAGGCUCUCCAUCGCCCGGAUUGAGCCGAAUGUCGCAGAACUCCGCCGCCAGCCCCACAACUUCGCAGGCUUCAGACUCCCCAAUUGAGGUGGGUGGACCCAUCUCCCUGACAACCACCCGCUCAGUGUCCCUCACGACGCCCUCGUUCGGCAACAGCAUCUUCACCAGCUUCAGUGACACGAACGGCGGUUUCCGCCCCGUGCUGGACAAUGGCACUCCCAGAGCCACGCCGCCGCUCUUCUUGCCGCCCCACCUGGCGUCUCUCAGCUCGCAAUUCGCUCCACCUCUCUUCCCAGCACUCAAAGCUUUCCCGGGACUUUGCUCCUGUUGCCCCAUCAAGGCGCCCAGUCUGCCCUCAUCCACUGCCGCCUCUGGCGUGCCCUCGUCCGCUGUCAUUUCCUCGGCGUCCACCACGAGCGCCUCCCUACCGGAUCCGCGCUCCAGCUCUGUGGCGGAGCUCCGUCGCAAGGCACAGGAACACUCGGCGGCUCUGCUGCAGUCUCUGCACGCCGCCGCGGCUGCUGGGCUCGCCUUUCCGGGCCUCCACUUGCCGCCCCUGUCGCUCCACAGCGCACUGCACAGUCGCAAGAGUGAUCUCCUGGCCGAUCUGCCCAGCAUUGGUCACAAUAACAACAACAACAACGAUUCCCCGAUCACUCCGGCGACGCCCCAGCAGCCGCCACUCAACGGCGUCCUCCCGGCCGCCACGACGCCGGACAAGACAGCAAGCGACUGAGAAACAAACACACUCUACGCUGCAAAGACAAGGGAAUAGUCAUAGCGAACCAAGGAGAAGUUUUAGGACAUUUUCCACGAUAAAGAGCAGAAUAAUCUGUCAUGGUGAGAUAAAGAACACCACAACUUACCAUAUUAAUCAUGAUAAUUCUGUAAUGUAAUAAUAAAUUUAGAAAACAUCAGCCAAAUGCAAACAUUCCAACACAUAUUCUCUAAUGUCCUAAAUAAUAGCUGGAAGAAGAGUCAUUUAGAAAAGAAAA
Molecule: messenger RNA, 1961 nt
Organism: Phlebotomus argentipes
Lineage: Eukaryota; Metazoa; Arthropoda; Insecta; Diptera; Psychodidae
Gene: Drgx
Product: cone-rod homeobox protein
Exons: 8
Coding region: 401-1702 (433 amino acids)
Biological process (GO): regulation of transcription by RNA polymerase II
Molecular function (GO): DNA-binding transcription factor activity, RNA polymerase II-specific; RNA polymerase II transcription regulatory region sequence-specific DNA binding
Source: RefSeq, a predicted model, not a curated record